Rana temporaria (common frog) is the source of this 698-nucleotide messenger RNA. It is a transcript of the gene RETN, whose product is annotated as resistin. Gene Ontology annotation, molecular function: hormone activity. Lineage: Eukaryota; Metazoa; Chordata; Amphibia; Anura; Ranidae. Bases 61 to 618 code for a protein of 185 amino acids. The record is from RefSeq and is a predicted model, not a curated record. Gene Ontology annotation, cellular component: extracellular region. The transcript is spliced from 4 exons.
GGACUUGUCUCCAUAGUUGUGUGAACUCCGCUCUGCUGUGAGAGGUAAGCAAAAAGAAACAUGGCGUCGCUGACAUUGUUGGUUUGUUGCCUGCUAGUUGCAUCCACAUAUUCUCAGCCAGGUUGGCUUGGAGGAUAUAACAUUUUUGGACCUGGUUUUGGAGGAGGAUAUCCCAUCCCAGGAGGAAAUGGAGGAAACGGUGGAGGAUAUCCUGUCCCAGGAGGAAAUGGAGGAAACAGUGGAGGACGCCCCGGCACAGGUGGAAACAGUGGAGGACGUCCUGGAACAGGAGGAAAUGGAGGAUACCCUGGAGGACGUCCCGGCCCUGGAGGAAGUGGAGGAUAUCCUGGAGGACGUCCCAAUACUGGUAGUGACGGAGGAUAUGAAGGUGGAUCUACUAAUACAGGAGGAUCUGAGUGUAAAUGUAAAAUUCCAGAACUCAAAUGCAUAGAUAGAAAAAUAGAUGGAUCUAAUGCAAAAUGCCCUUCAGGCUAUACGGCUACUUCAUGCUCAUGCUCCAAUGGCUGUGGUACAAGUAUAUUUCCAGCUUCUGAUUCCUGCCAAUGUCAAUGCUAUGAAGUAGACUGGACCUUAGCUCGCUGUUGCAGGAAUGAAUAAUGUACACAGCAGCACUCUUUACAUCUUUUCAUUUGCUCCUUUAUUUCUGAACAGAUCAUUAAAAACAUUUUAUAUAAUAA